Molecule: messenger RNA, 675 nt
Organism: Leishmania braziliensis MHOM/BR/75/M2904
Lineage: Eukaryota; Euglenozoa; Kinetoplastea; Trypanosomatida; Trypanosomatidae
Product: putative protein tyrosine phosphatase
Exons: 1
Coding region: 1-675 (224 amino acids)
Biological process (GO): very long-chain fatty acid biosynthetic process; sphingolipid biosynthetic process; fatty acid elongation
Cellular component (GO): endoplasmic reticulum membrane
Molecular function (GO): 3-hydroxyacyl-CoA dehydratase activity
Source: RefSeq, a predicted model, not a curated record
AUGGGCAUCCGGGACAUGUACCUGCUCGCCUACAACGCGAGCAUGUGUGUUGGCUGGGGUGCUAUCCUCGUGAAGGUAGUGAAGCAUUUCGUGGACGGCGGCGACGCUGCGUCUGUCUACCCCGAGAUUGCGCAGCUCCUGUGCGUUGCCCAGACCGGCGCCCUUGCCGAAAUCCUCCACGCCGCCUUCGGGAUCGUGCGCAGUCCCGUCGGCACCACCCUCUUGCAGGUUUUGUCGCGCCUCAUCGUGCUGUACGGUGCCGUGCGCCUCGGUGACACGGAGGCGACACGGAGCCUCGCCUUUGUGCAGAUGGUGGUCGCCUGGUGCCUCAGCGAGGUCAUUCGCUACUCCUUUUACGGUGCGAACCUCCUCAACACCACUGCUCCGCCGCUGACAUGGCUGCGCUACUCCGCCUUCAUGGUCCUCUACCCAGUCGGCAUCACGGGUGAGAUCGGCUGCCUCUACAAGGCGCUGCCGUACAUCAAGAAGCACAAGCCAUGGACAGUGGAGAUGCCGAACAAGCUGAACUUCACGUUCUCGUGGUACAACAGCGUGUGGUUCAUCCUCCUCGGCGUCUACCCCUAUGGCAGCUACGUCAUGUACUCCUAUAUGCUCGCUCAGCGCCGCAAGAUGUUCGCCAAGGCCGCCUCCGAGAGAGCGAAGAAGUCGGCGUAG